AUGAUCUUGCAAUCUAAGCCCGUGCUCUCCGAACGCGCAAUCGGGCGCGCGCUCUCUCAGCUAACCAGCAAAUACCUUAAACAUCGCAAAACAAUAUCCCGUGGCGUCUAUUUGACUCUUUUCCUUGCCCUCAUCAAGCGUGUCCACAAUGCUAUUUCGGAACAGAAAGCGUCCCAGCGACAGGCGGAGAUUCGGGAGUGGCCGAUGACCCGGAGUUAUGAUAGAGAUGCAUCUGGCGGCACAGAGGGCGUGCCACGGAAAAAGAUAGGCUUAAACAGGGAGUUCCUGAGAAAUUUGGCGCGAUUGCUCAGAAUUGUGAUUCCGGGAUGGAAGAGCAAAGAGUUUAGACUCCUGCUCAGUCAUUCGGUCUUCCUUGUGCUCCGGACUCUUCUAAGUCUCUACGUCGCCGAACUUGAUGGAAAACUUGUCAGUAGCUUGGUCAGGGGCAAAGGAAGGGAAUUCCUACUGGGUCUGGUCUGGUGGAUGAUGGUGGCGGUUCCCGCAACAUUCACAAACUCCAUGCUAUCGUAUCACCAGUGCCAGCUUGCCUUGCAAUACAGAAAACGCCUAACCGAGUAUGUUCAAAAUGAGUACCUAACUAAUAUGACAUUUUACACAAUUUCAGCGCUUGAUGAUCGAAUAAAAAAUCCGGAUCAGCUUAUCACGGUCGAUAUAGCACGAUUUUCAAACAGCCUUGCAGAGCUAUACUCGAAUCUAGCAAAACCAAUCCUCGAUAUGGCUAUAUAUAACUAUUCCCUCUCAAAGAGCGUUGGUGGAGAAGGCCUUUUUAUUAUGUCGCUUCUCGUCCAAUUAUCCGCCAAUGUUAUGCGAGCUCUUACACCACCAUUCGGCAAAUACGUUGCCGAUGAGGCGAAGCUCGAAGGAGAAUUCCGUUUCCAACACACGCGAUUGAUUGAUUAUAGCGAGGAAAUCGCCUUGUAUCAUGGUCAUGAAUCGGAAAAAGACACCUUAGACAAGGGAUACUUUACCUUAAUAAAGCAUGUUAACCGUAUUUUACGGAGGAGGUUGUAUCACGGAUUCAUGGAGGAUUUCGUUAUAAAGUAUUUCUGGGGUGCCUUGGGCUUGAUACUCUGCAGUUUUCCCGUGUUUUUCAAAAUCCCUGGCCAGGUUUCGUCUACUAUGGGCGACCGAACUGAAAGUUUCGUCACGAACCGCCGAAUGCUCCUUUCGUCCUCCGAUGCAUUUGGCCGCGUAAUGUUCUCCUAUAAAGAGAUCUCUCAGUUAGCCGGCCACACCACUCGUGUCACUUCCCUUCUCGAGGUUAUCGACGAUAUAUCAAAAGGCAGGUUCGAAAAGAAGCUUGUUUCUUCCGCAUCAAUCGAAGGUCAUGCUGCUGUGCUAAGCAAACGGGGUACGAUCUCUGAAAGUGACUCAAUUGAAUUUACCGACGUCCCUAUCGUUUCACCCAAUGGUGACAUUCUUGUUGAGAAGCUCUCUUUCUCAGUCCACCCAGGUGAACAUCUACUUAUUGUUGGGCCGAACGGGUGUGGUAAAUCAUCUUUGUUCCGCAUCCUAGGUGGUUUGUGGCCUGUAUAUGGAGGGACUGUUAAAAAGCCAACAUUCGAUCAAAUUUUCUAUAUACCCCAGCGCCCGUACUUGUCCCGCGGCACCUUACGUCAACAGGUUAUCUAUCCUGAUGGCAUGAAAGAAAUGCAUGAAAAAGGAACAACCGAUGCUGACCUUUAUGAUAUCUUGUCCAUCCUCGAAAUCUCAUCUAUUGUCGAUAGACCAGGUGGUUGGGAUGCUGAAGAAGAAUGGCGUGACGUGCUUUCAGGCGGUAUGCAGCAGCGAAUUGCAAUGGCCCGACUGUUCUAUCAUAAGCCAAAAUAUGCUAUUCUAGACGAGUGCACGUCAUCUGUCACGCUUGAGAUUGAGAAGGUGAUGUACGAAACGGCGAAGAGAUUGGGAGUUACGUUGAUGACUGUGUCGCAUCGACGGAGCUUGUGGAAGUACCAUAAGAAGAUCCUGCAGUUCGAUGGACAAGGUCAUUACGUUUUUACGGGCUUGGAUUGGGAGAAAAGACUAAAACUUGAAGAUGAGAAGGAAGAGAUUGACCUUGAACUCCGCGCGAUCCCAGAGAUAGAGAAAAGAAUUGCAGAACUCACGACAGCAUGAUAGUAUUACGAGCCUGGCCCAUCCUGUGGGCGUUCUCACUACCUAUCAUCGGCGCUACUUGUAGAGGACUCCCUGUUGCAAUGAUAUGGAUGGCAGGAAGCGAAGAAACCAAGUUUUACCAUUAAUAAGAAACAUA
Molecule: messenger RNA, 2272 nt
Organism: Coccidioides posadasii C735 delta SOWgp
Lineage: Eukaryota; Fungi; Ascomycota; Eurotiomycetes; Onygenales; Onygenaceae
Biological process (GO): long-chain fatty acid import into peroxisome; very long-chain fatty acid catabolic process; peroxisome organization
Cellular component (GO): peroxisomal membrane
Molecular function (GO): long-chain fatty acid transmembrane transporter activity; ABC-type transporter activity; ATP binding
Source: RefSeq, a predicted model, not a curated record